This is a messenger RNA of Dissoconium aciculare CBS 342.82, 1134 nucleotides long. RefSeq lists its product as uncharacterized. Lineage: Eukaryota; Fungi; Ascomycota; Dothideomycetes; Mycosphaerellales; Dissoconiaceae. The record is from RefSeq and is a predicted model, not a curated record. The transcript has a single exon. Bases 1 to 1134 code for a protein of 377 amino acids.
AUGAGCGCCGAAAGUGUCCAGACCUUGUUGCGUCUGCUGUCGCAAGAAGCAAAAAUUCCAUUGGCAACAGCCCUCUCCAAGAUCAAAGAACUGCAAGCAGCUGGACUCGGUAGUGCAGAUGAGAUCGCGAAAACCAAAAUCGACAGCUUAAAGACGAUUUUCGUCGACGAGAAAAAAUCAAAGCAAGUUCUAUCUGCAGCUAAGCGAGUGGUGAAGAAACGAGCUGCCGCUGAUGACAAUGUGGAUGCCAAACCAGCUGUCAAGAAGAGAAAGCCCGCAGAUAGCCUCUUCGAGACCAGCGAAGAGCUGUCGCCUGCGGCCAUCGAAGAAUCGCUGAUCCUGCCAACAAGUGAUCUCUCCGAGGAUGGAUUAUCAGAUGUGGUACUGCACACCAACCGAGCGCCACUUGUGUUGGCAUUUGUCGUCACACUACUCAAGCACACCAUGCCUGGUCAGCCGCUAUCGAGCCGAUUAUCCUUAGCACAGGCAUAUGUGAGCAUCACAAGUAGAUCGCGCGCCGUCAGUCUGGGCAUCGAAAGCGGUAAAAGUGCGGAAGAGGAAGGGUUCGGCGAUGGUCAACCUGUUGUGACAAUCAUGGGAAAGGACAUCAGAGUUAUUCGUCGUUACGACUACGAUUGGAACAGCCCACCGCAAACGACAGAAGUAAAGAACGAGCCGUCUGAAAAUGAGAAGUCUGUAACUCUACCGCCGAACAAUGAGGAGCCGGCUUUGUGGGCUCUCGACCUCGAGGCUCGCAAAAGCUUGAGCACUUCGAUUUCUCGAUCAGAAGGCGCUGGCACACCCAACAUGCCCAUCUUCACGCCUCAAUCCGCCAGGAAAUAUUUGCUCAAAUCAUUCUCUUCAGCUCCUGAAGAAGCCUCUCAUACUCCGCCGAAGAAGCUUACAGCUGCAGCGAGAUCACAAAGCAAUGGACUCAACCUUGGCAAGCUCCUCAGAUGUCUAGAUAUUUUGUACGAUUCUUGGGCAUCUUCGCUGAGUCCCACGCAACUGAAUGACCGCACGUGGUCAUGGUACGCGAAGGUUCGGCCAUCCGUCGAGGAGGGUGUCGCUGGAUGGGGCGGCAAAAAUCAGCUGAAAUUGGCCGAUAUCCUUUCCUUGCGGUCUCGUUCUUGA